CUCCCAAUUGUGCUGCCCCAAUCUGCGACCAAUAGGAAAAGGGGAGCCCUUCUGAACUGUCCAGAAAUCCCCACCUUGGAAGCUAAUGGAAUAAGGCGCAUUAGGAGGCUGCUUGAGCGCCUAAAGCGGAAGUAAACUCCGUCUCCUCAAAACGUCCCCCUGCGAAACUGCGCCCGGCGUACAUUUGGUUCCACCGCCUAACCCGGCUGCAGGUUAACCCCGCGGAUUCAAAACUCUUCAAUGAGUGUCAUCUGAAUUGUUGGUUGUUUGCUUCUUCUUCUGCUGCUGCUGCCUCCAUGUCCGCGCUUGAUAAGGUUUUCGGCGGCUGCUUGCGCAGCUCUUGCAGGCAAACUCCUCCUGACGCACGAAUUUACUGGACGGUGAGGCAGAAAUUCUUUGGCCCGCCCUGCCCAUCCGUUGCAGGAAGCAAGCGCGCUCGAGAGAGUCCGGUGGGGUUAUAAUCAGCUCGCAGGUGCGUUGCGAGGCGGGUCAGGAGACACGCGUGUGAAGGCAGACUCCUUGGAUUUAUACUUUCGCCUGCAGACGACGAUUGGAGGAGCUGCAGCGGCGGCGGCGGCCAGGCAGGCGGCUUCGCCUUUCCGCCGCCCUUCCUGCGACCAAGCAAGAAACCGAGCCCGGCUCUUCCCCGGGGAAAGGGACCCCCGCCGCCAUGCUGAGGGCUCUGCGGAGGCGCUGGGAGGCCUACAAGUACCGCUUCGUGCCCUGGAUCGCUCUCAACCUCGGCCGCAAGCGCAGAACUCUGCGGUUUGUACCAGAAGGCUCUAAAGACAAAACGGUUUCUGAUGAAGAUGUACUUCAAACACUCCUGAAAACUUUCACAGCUUUAUUUGUAAACGACUUGAGGAGACAAACAUUUCUUCUUAGCUUUCUUCCAAAAGUUAAAUCUAAAUACCUGGACCUGCAGAAAGAUCAGCCCGAGAUAAACCAAACAAUUGAUGACAGCCAUCAGAAUCAAAUCAUCUUCAGUCCAGAAGACGUUCUCCUUCAUACUUUAGGAUUCAGCAUUACUCGGAGGCACAGCUCACUUAUUUCUGCUGGAACAGGAGUCUUUGUAACGAAAGGUUUUGUUCCAAAAGGAGCAGUUGUUUCUAUGUAUCCUGGCACAGUCUAUGAAAAGUAUGAGCCCAUAUUUUUCCAGUCCAUUGGCAAUCCAUUUAUAUUUAGAUGUAUAGAUGGGGUGCUUAUUGAUGGGAAUGACAAGGGAAUAUCAAAAGUUAUAUACAGGUCAUGCAGCAAGAGAGAUCAGAUUGGUCCUUUGAAAAUGAGUGAUGUAUUUUGGCUUACAACUGGUCUGCAGAAUCCACUGGCAGUGGGGCAAUAUGUCAACAAUUGCUCACCUGAUAAAGCAGCCAAUGUAUGCUAUCAGGAAUUUGACGUGCCUGAAAAUUUUCCUAUAGAAUUUAAACAGUAUCUUCCAAACAUCAACUACUGUCAUGAGAUACAGAGGCCUAUGAGAUGUGUCGUUCUGAUUGCUCUCCAAGACAUUGGACCAGGAGAAGAGCUUUUCUCAAACUAUUACACAAUUAUCAACUGAGCCUGAGGAGCCACAGAUUGACCAGUUUGGGACUCAUCAGAGACAUCCAUUUGGUGGAAUCGCACUCCCUGCAACUCUGGAUCCACUCAGACAUGGGAAGACUUUCCUGCAUAAGUACUAGUUGACAUGAAAAAGUGUGUUAUGCAGUUGAGCAGGGCCUGCACAAGAGAAUUUUCAAGUGGAUUGGCACCCAUACUUUGUACUUUUCACACUUGAGAUUCCGAAAAACUUUUAUACAGAUGCAUACUGCCUCUAAUGGAAAAUAGACAUUGAUGGCCUUCUCCAUGAACUUGUAUGAUUUUUUAAAGCCGUCAUGUUGGGAGCCAUUGCUGCAUUUUACAAAAACUAAUCCCAUAAUGUAACUAGGUGCUGUGCACUUUAUUCUAUCGAUCUUCCAACAUUCAGAUUCAUUGGAUGGCCCCAAAUUUUAGAAUCAGUGGGAGAGAAACCUCUCUAUGCAAUCAGAAUGUAGUCUUGUCUGAGCAUAUAAAUCUGGUUUCUUAUGGAUUAGAAUCUGAACAUCUGAAAACUCCUUUUAAAAUAACCCUGUGUGUUCAAAUAUACUAAAGUGACAAAUGUUGCAGAGGCAUGAAAACUUUCACAAAAGAAAAAGGGUUUCCAGACAUUUAUUUCUGGAACUGUACACCAGGUAUUAAAGUACAACAAAUACAAAAUAAUGUUCAAAAAAAUCAGUGUUUAUGUACAAAUAUUAAAACCAAUGCAACAAUAGCAACUUCCUCUUGGGCAUCCAAUUCUAAAACUGGUUGCGAUUGUCACUAAUUUAUUUUGCUAUGCACAGGGGAUUCCAACCUGAAUCUAGGAAUGACUGGAAUGACUGGUUGCUUCAGGUAGGACUGCGGACCUUAACUGUUAGCAAAAAAAAAAAAACUACUGAGAAGUUUUCCCACUCACAUGGAAAAAUCAUAACCAUGAUACUAUGUAAAUUCA
Messenger RNA from Zootoca vivipara (common lizard), 2503 nucleotides. It is a transcript of the gene SETD9, whose product is annotated as SET domain containing 9. Lineage: Eukaryota; Metazoa; Chordata; Lepidosauria; Squamata; Lacertidae. The record is from RefSeq and is a predicted model, not a curated record. Gene Ontology annotation, molecular function: protein binding.